Molecule: messenger RNA, 735 nt
Organism: Eupeodes corollae
Lineage: Eukaryota; Metazoa; Arthropoda; Insecta; Diptera; Syrphidae
Product: cytochrome c oxidase subunit 5B, mitochondrial-like
Exons: 3
Coding region: 150-515 (121 amino acids)
Biological process (GO): mitochondrial electron transport, cytochrome c to oxygen
Cellular component (GO): mitochondrial envelope
Source: RefSeq, a predicted model, not a curated record
ACCUGGUCGAUAGCCCUGUGUGAAUGUGAAAAGGAAAAAUUUUUCUUCAACCUUCGCCGAGUGUAAAAUUCGUAUUCCUCUUGUCUUGUUGCAAAUUGAAUAAAAUAAUUCUUUUUUAUUUUUAAAACAAAACACGAAAUACCAAAAUAAUGGCAUCGCUUUCUGGUCGUAUUGCCCUCCGUGCAGCUGCUCUCCGUAACAAUGUCACCUACACUCCAGUUCGCUUCUGCAAAAUGAUGAGCGAUCCAAUGGAACACGCUACCGGUAUUGAGAAGCGUGAACUUUUGGCCAAAGCCGCCGGUAACGAUGACCCCUUCGACAUGAAAGUCUUCAAACGUGGAGCUGGUACCAAGGAUACACCAAAUCUGAUUCCAUCUGCCUUCGAUGCCCGUAUCGUUGGAUGUAUUUGCACUGAAGAUCAAACAUAUGUCCAAUGGAUGUGGCUGCAAAAGGGUACACAGAAACGUUGCGAAUGUGGCCAUUGGUUCAAAUUGGUCGAGAAGGCACCUUUAUAAAUUAGGAAAAUCUAUCUUCUAUGCCAGUUAAUAACAAAAAUAUAAAAAUAAACAUCGCCUCCCAGCAAACAACAACAACAGCAACUACUUUCCUAGUUUAUCUUAAUAAUUAUUUUGUUGAAGUAUUUAAAUUAAAAUAUUGAAGAUGAGAAAUACAACAAAACAACAAUUAACAGAAUUAAUUGUUGGUUAAAAACGAAAACAAAAGAGAGAACAAAAA